AUGAGCACGGAAGCUUGCUGCAUUUGCCUCGAGCAUUUUCCACAGGGGCAAGGCAUCCAAUGCUCGGAAGAAGAGCCACACUUCCUUUGCAAGGGCUGCCUCCAGCGAUACGUCCAAAGCCAUGCCGAGACCGAACUGCGCUUGCAGAGAAGAACUGCUGGGCGCAUUGUUUGCCCAAGUCCCUCAUGCUCCCGGGUCUUCUCGCAUCACUCUCUGGCGCUGCACCUGUCGAAUGCCGGCUUUGAAAAGUACUUGAAUGCCAUGUUCAAGGUCGUUGAGACAGAGGCUUUGGCCACAGCCCACGCGCCUGACCCAAGUGCAGAUUGGCUGGAGCUAAUGCGCCGGAGGGUAGUUGAGGACAUCCUCACCUUGAAGUGCCAAGCCUGUGGGCAAGCCUUCAUCGACUUCGAGGGUUGCUUUGCGCUGACAUGCAGCAGGUGUAAAUCUGGAAUGUGUGGCUGGUGCGGCAAAAGUUUCAGGAACCUUGACCUAGCGCACGACCAUGUGAGGCAAUGCCUCUUUGCGCCUCGAAAGCACGACCUGUACGGCUCACAGGAGGAGUUCGCAAGGGCCACGCGCGAGAGGCGAAUGAGGCGUCUUGAGAGUUUCCUCACAUCUUUGGAGCGAAGCUCUCGCCAGCGCUUGCUUCACGCCUUGUUAAAGGAGCUGGCGGAUUUGGGCGACACUGCGGCAGCCAAAGAUCUCUCGCGUCCCCAAUCUCGCAGGCCAAUCCUGUGGCCGUGGCUUGUGGUUGCACUGCUUAUUUGUGUGCUGGCGAGGGCCCGCAGGCAGAACAACCCCACCUUGAUAGAGAUUCUGGCCGAAGCCGACCAAGCCUCGCAAUCCUUUCUGGCGACUGCAAAGUCUUGCUGUCUCGAGUAUCUUGCCAAGAUUGCGUCUGACGUUGGGGAUAUCGCCCUAGAUAUGAGGGAUGCUUGGGUGCAGAAUUCUGCGCCUCGGUCGUCAGCUUCUUGGGAGCGAGUGAUGGAUAAUAUCCUCCUCACCCCACAGCUGAUGGUGAACGCCCUGGCACUUCUGACGUUAUUGCUGGUAGCUUUUGCGCUGGGGGUGCCUGUGGCAGUGCUGGCUGUUCUGCUCAAGUUGGAUGUGGUGCAGCGAUUCCUAGCGUGGUGUUACUUGCGUGGUGGGAGGUGGCUGCGCUUUUUCCGCCUGCUGCCUGACGAUGAUAACUUCAAAAGGCUCAUUGAGCGGCGCAGGCAGCUGACUCGAAAAGCUGCAGUCCUGGGUCAUUUGAAGAGCAUGCAGGUUACGGACGCAACGCCACUAGCAUUUACGUCGUUUCGCUCCCAAGCAAUCCAAAUCGCAGGUAUAGAAGCCCAUAGCGGUUGGCACAUUGUGGGCCUUGCAGCCAUGGCAGCAGGUCUUGCUGCCAUCCUUAUUGCCAGACACUGCAAGGCCGUCAAGGCUUUCCUGGUGAGGCAAAAUGUACAGUGA
This is a messenger RNA of Effrenium voratum, 1455 nucleotides long. The record is from the annotation of a GenBank genome assembly. NCBI's taxonomy places the organism in Eukaryota, Dinophyceae, Suessiales, Symbiodiniaceae.